GGGACCGAGGAAGACAUGGAUUCUGUUCUGAAUUUCAAUGACUACACUAACUGGGACAGAGACACGUGGGCAAUCUCAUUCAACUAUACUAUGAAGAAGCUGAAGUUGAGACAUUUUGAGGAAGCGCCGAUCGAUGUUGUCAUGGACAGCAUGAAGACAAUGAGCCAAUCAUGUGGAAAUUUUUCUGCACGAAGCAUUGAUAUCAUUACAAAUCGGGUAUUGACUAACGUCGAAAGCAUGUCAAGCAUACCAGCUCCAAUGAAUGAUGACUUGAUGAAUCUCCUUCAACAAUGCGGAGCUGACCCGAGCAAGAUUAGGACUGUCUAUGAUGAUUCGGUGAUCCUGUCGACGAUGGAUGUUAGCCACGCAUCUCCUCGUAAUGCUAUGAAAUUUAUUGAGGAUAUCCCGACAUUUAAUCCGGCAACUCUGACUAGGGCCCAGAUACCGAGAUUAGUGAACGCGAUGAAUAGAGCACAACUGAAGCGACUCAAUGCAACAGAGAUGGAGCAUGCGCUGUGUGAUUUCUGUAACACGACGUUUGGCAGACUAGAGAGAAGAAAGAAAAAGGUGGUGACAGAAGUAUUUCGUCGAAAACUUCCAAACUAUACGAACCCAAAGACUCUGAAUGCUACAACAGCUGAAUGCAUAAGAUGCAUGAUUCCGUAUUUGCCCGUCUCUCAAUUCAAAAACAUUCCUACUGAUGUCAUGAAAGGAAUGAUGUCCGGCAAUAUCCUAAAGGAAAUGGAAAUAACCAACAGGGAGCAGGCUCGGGCAUUGCUGCCAUUGACAAGGUCGCUUUACAACAGAAUGGAUGGACGAUUUACCAGUGAGAACCUGAGGCAAAUGGGACCACGUGUGUGUUUGAAUGCCUUAAACGCCACAGACUUUGAAGCCAUCCCUGACGCGUCUUAUGACGUAGAUCUAUUGAACUCUUUUGACGAAAGUCUGCGCGAGGACGUCAGAGUGGGAACCAGAGCGAUUAUGAAUAAACUGAAAAGAAAGUUCCAGACCCAACUUGGAACUAAAAAGCUACUGCAGUCAAAAUUUGCACAGGCCAUAUCACCAACCGAUAUUGAGAGUAUGCCUUCUGCUGAUAUCAUUGACGUCAUGAAUAGUGGCAAUGCGCUGUUAGUUUCUGCCAAGCAGUCCAGAACACUGAUGAAAAGGAUAAAACAAGAAAGCGGAUCCAGUGCAUUCGACCUACAGACCAUACAAAAUAUGGGCCCGGUCGUCUGUGGGUUUACAGUAUCUGAUAUCGGAAAAUUCACAAAGGACAGCACCUACGUCGAUAUUCUCAAUGCAAUCGCCAACAACAAUUGCCCUGGACAGAUCAGAGAAUUACACCGACUGAGAAAAGAAUACAUGGGUUUCGAUAACACUCCAGCAGCAACGUUAACGGCGGACACAACCCCUGCCACAAUAGGUGAUAUAUCGCCACAGAUACUCCUCAUGCACAGCAAGGAUGAAUUGAAUAAGUAUGGCACUCAGGUCUGUACAGAUAUCGUGGGGUCAUUCCAGUCGGUUGAUUUUAAGGAACUGCUAACAAAGGCAGAGCUUCAAGACAAAUGGGACUAUUUUCUAGCGUGCAAGGUAAGUAUUUUCGUACGUAUUGCAUUUAAUGACACAAUCUGUGCAAGACAAUUGCAUUCUUAGCGUUUAUGGGUCAUGGACGCA
This is a messenger RNA of Pecten maximus, 1674 nucleotides long. RefSeq lists its product as uncharacterized. The coding region runs from base 16 to 1653 and encodes 545 amino acids. The record is from RefSeq and is a predicted model, not a curated record. The transcript is spliced from 11 exons. NCBI's taxonomy places the organism in Eukaryota, Metazoa, Mollusca, Bivalvia, Pectinida, Pectinidae.